AUGCCGCUUAGUGAGCGUGAAAGAAUUACACUCUUAAUGAUGCGCGGCUGGGGUGAUAAUGCAAGACCGUUUGCAGAAGUCACACAAUUAUUCAAUGCUACUUUUCCUGAUAGAGCUCCUAUUUCUAAAUCCACAGCACAGUACACAGUUGCUCGCUUUGUAGACACUGGUACUGUUAAGGAUCGUGCCAGAUCUGGACGACCAAGUACUGUGAAAGACGAAGACGGCUCAUUAGACAUUCUUCAGUCUUUCGUUGAAAAUCCAAAACAAUCAGUUAGAUCAGCAGCACAAUCUCAUGGAAUAAAUCGUGAAUCAGUUCGCAAAGUAUUAAAGAAGUCUGGUUUCAAGGCAUACCGGGUUACCCUGUUGCAGGAACUAACCGAAGAUGAUUUUGAUCACCGGAUGGAAUUCAGUGAAAUUAUGAUGAAUAGAAUUGACCAAAGACAAAUACUUUUGGACGAUAUUGUAUUCUCAGAUGAGUCGACUUUUAUGUUGAAUGGCCAUGUUAACAGGCAUAACUGCCGGUAUUGGGAUAAUGUUAACCCACACUGGAUGAGUGAGUGUCACACACAACACCCCCAAAAAGUAAACGUAUGGGCAGGUAUCGUACGUAAUUCAAUUAUAGGACCAUUUUUCAUCGAUGGAAAUUUAAAUGCCAACAAGUAUCAGGAUAUGCUCCAAAAUGAGAUUGUUCCUGCUUUACAAGCUACUCUGGGCGCUGACUUCCAAUCAUGUUUUUUCCAACAAGACGGAGCACCGCCACACUAUGGUGUUCAGGUAAGGCAAUACUUAGAUGCAGUAUUCCCACACCGGUGGAUUGGAAGACGAGGUGCGAUUGAGUGGCCGGCUCGUUCCCCUGACCUAACUCCGCUUGACUACUUCCUAUGGGGCUAUAUCAAGGACAAAGUGUAUCGAACUCAGCCUACAGAUCUGAACGAACUGAGACAUAGGAUAUCACAUGAAGCUCAAGCUAUUCCACGAGAAUACAUACAAAAUGCAGUAGCCGCCUUUUAUAACCGGUUAGCAUAUUGCCAGACGACCGAUGGUGGACAUUUUGAACACCUACUUUAA
Messenger RNA from Macrosteles quadrilineatus (aster leafhopper), 1071 nucleotides. RefSeq lists its product as uncharacterized. The record is from RefSeq and is a predicted model, not a curated record. Gene Ontology annotation, molecular function: nucleic acid binding. The transcript has a single exon. Lineage: Eukaryota; Metazoa; Arthropoda; Insecta; Hemiptera; Cicadellidae. Bases 1 to 1071 code for a protein of 356 amino acids.